Molecule: messenger RNA, 303 nt
Organism: Lasiodiplodia theobromae
Lineage: Eukaryota; Fungi; Ascomycota; Dothideomycetes; Botryosphaeriales; Botryosphaeriaceae
Product: U6 snrna-associated sm-like protein lsm2
Exons: 3
Coding region: 1-303 (100 amino acids)
Biological process (GO): mRNA splicing, via spliceosome
Cellular component (GO): precatalytic spliceosome; P-body; catalytic step 2 spliceosome
Molecular function (GO): RNA binding
Source: RefSeq, a predicted model, not a curated record
AUGCUUUUCUUCAGCUUCUUCAAGACCCUCGUCGACCACGAAGUCACGGUCGAGCUGAAGAACGACAUCUCAAUCCGUGGCACGCUGAAGUCGGUCGACCAGUUCCUCAACAUCAAGCUCGACGACAUCUCCGUCGUCGAGGAGCUCAAGUACCCGCAUCUGAGCUCUGUCAAGAACGUCUUCAUCCGUGGCAGCGUGGUGCGAUACGUGCAUCUGCCCGGCGCCGCCGUCGACACGGCGCUGCUCGAGGACGCGACGAGGCGGGAGGCGGCGCAGGCGGCCGCUAAGGCGAAGCAGGGUUGA